Limulus polyphemus (Atlantic horseshoe crab) is the source of this 7194-nucleotide messenger RNA. Its product is annotated as potassium voltage-gated channel subfamily H member 6-like. Gene Ontology annotation, molecular function: inward rectifier potassium channel activity. Gene Ontology annotation, cellular component: membrane. Lineage: Eukaryota; Metazoa; Arthropoda; Merostomata; Xiphosura; Limulidae. The record is from RefSeq and is a predicted model, not a curated record. Gene Ontology annotation, biological process: potassium ion transmembrane transport; membrane repolarization during action potential. The coding region runs from base 767 to 4825 and encodes 1352 amino acids. The transcript has 13 exons.
AAGACUUCCUGCUGGAGGAGAUACAUUAAAGAGAUUCGAAUAUUGGGGUUCGAGAACGACAAAAGUUUAAUUGAAAUAGCAGUUUUCCUUUGUCGGUUGCAUUUGCAGUUACAAAUAAAAUCUUCCCUCAUCAACUGAAUAUAGUAGGAAUAUAAAUUAUUGAAAACUAAAAAAAGGAUGCCUAGUAAUUGGAGAGAUGCAGGAAUUCAGUACUUCGAAUUUCCUCAAAUUAUGACAUAUCAAACAGCGUUUUAUUUUCUAAAUAGAUAUUAGUAAAUUUCGUAAGAUGAUCAUUCAGAAGUUUCUCAUAUCCCCCCUUUUUUGGGUCACAAGAAGAUAUAAUAUUUUAAUUCACACAGGGAAUGAAAAGCCGACAAUUUUUAGGAGACGAAUUGGAAUGCAACACGUAACGUAUCAACAUUUGUUUUUUCCAACAAGUAUUUGAUUUUGAAACCAUGGCUCGAGAGUGGUGACGUAAGUCGUUUCUUAUGACAGACGUACUGAAGAGGAAAGUAGCUAUAAAUAGUACAUUCAGAGCUGUUGUAAUUCAUUACACAAGCUGCAAAUGCUUCCAAUAAUACUCUGAAAUUCUCUUUUCCACUUUUACUCCAAAUUAGGGUCAAAGUCACCUAAAUAUAGUUAGGUUUAUCGUAAUGAGUUCCAGCUUUUCUCCAUACGUGAUUGCUGGGCAGUUUAGAAGUAGCAGGAGUGCCUGAUUAGGAUAGAAUAUUAAUCAUACUGACGUGGUGAAAUAUUAUUCAGGCUGAUGGCGGAGCAGGAAGUCAAGCACUCCCAUGUUCCGUGGUCGUCCACAAUCCCUGUGGAGCAAGGAGAAAAUCAAUUAGCUAAUUUUCAAGUUUCUGGGGUUAGCACAGAGAAACAACCGAACGAUAUGAAUGGAAAGUGUGAACUGGUUUAUGAUAACGGAAAUCAGAAUAAUAAUUUCACUGCUAAAGAGGGACAGUCGUGUGCAGAAAAUGAGAAGAGUGAUAAUGAAAGCUCGAAGGAACUAAUACUUGAUGAAAAUAUGACCGACGAACAGAAGAAUGAUUGUGGUAAUAAUAGAAAACAAAAUAACUUUGGUGGCAACACAAAUGAUGAAGAAAAUAAUAAAAACGCUACAAAAGAAAAGACAAACUGUGAUGGUAACACAAAAAAAUACGAGAAGGCAGAAGAGACUACACAAGAGCAGGUACAUUAUAGCGAUAGUUUAAUUAAAAAAAAUAUUCCUAGAGUGAAAUGUCAGAGCGAAAAUGGUGGCAAUAAACAGAUGGAAGACGCUAACACAGAGGUACAGAGAAGCUGCAGGACUGAUUCAGAGGAAGAACAAAACGAUCCUCCUUGUCUAGAAAGAUAUAAAGAAGCCCAGACUCGUGCGCGAGACUGUAUGAUUUGGGACUUGGACCCCAUUUGUAUUUCAAAGGAAGAAUUACCCGUGACGAAGAACAUAAGUGACAUCACAGAAGGGCAUGUAGUCCCAUCACCUGUGUGUAGCUCUCUCGAUACCGACUCGCACACAAACGUUCCUCAUCAUCAGAUCUUAAUUCGUUGUUUAGACGAAGACAGCAACAAUGUUCAUGAAGAUACGUGCCAUGUGCCGUUAGCUAACAUUAACCAGAAGAAAUGUCCAAGUGACUUCCAGAUUUCAUCUCUUUCAACUCCCCGGCGCAAGUUGAGCCACGUGAACAACGGUAGAAGGAGGAAAAGCGCUAUUACCAUACGAGUGGACGAAGGAUUUUCGGACGUCUCGAGCUUAAAGGAAGACCUACAGUCACUUUACACCAGCGUCAAUAGUCGUCACAAUAGUAUUGUUCCGCAGGUGCUGUCUUUGGGUGCUGACGUACUUCCAGAGUACAAGCUACAGAAACCUCAUGUUCACAAAUGGACUAUCCUCCACUAUUCUCCCUUCAAGGCCUUCUGGGAUUGGAUAAUACUUCUAUUGGUAAUCUACACCGCCAUUUUCACUCCUUAUGUCGCUGCUUUCUUGCUGAAUGAAGAUAGAACCAAGCGUAACAAGAAGUACGGCGACGACCCCAUCGUCAUCAUCGACCUUCUUGUCGAUGUCAUGUUUAUCAUCGACAUACUCAUCAACUUUCGCACCACUUACGUUAACUCCAAUGAAGAAGUGGUCAGUCAUCCAGGCCGGAUCGCUGUCCACUAUUUGCGUGGUUGGUUCAUCAUAGACAUUGUAGCCGCAAUUCCAUUCGAUCUUCUGCUUUUUGGCUCUGAAACGGACGAGACCACAACAUUGAUUGGUCUGUUGAAGACAGCUCGACUUCUACGAUUGGUGAGGGUGGCAAGAAAAAUCGACCGCUACUCAGAGUAUGGAGCUGCUGUGUUGCUUCUGCUCAUGGCUACCUUCGCGCUAAUUGCUCAUUGGCUCGCCUGCAUAUGGUACGCCAUCGGCAACGCCGAGCGCCCUCUACUCAAUCCUAAGAUAGGAUGGCUGGACCACCUAGCGAAUUCAACUCACCAGUUCUACAACAACUCUAAUGGAGGACCUAGCAUCAAAGCAAAGUAUGUGACAGCAUUGUACUUCACCUUCAGUAGCCUGACCAGUGUGGGAUUCGGCAACGUCUCUCCAAACACCAAUAUGGAAAAAAUCUUUUCAAUCCUCAUUAUGCUCAUUGGAUCUUUAAUGUAUGCUAGCAUCUUUGGCAAUGUGUCUGCAAUCAUUCAAAGGCUGUAUUCUGGAACCGCUCGUUACCACACCCAGCUGCUCCGGGUGAAGGAGUUUAUCCGGUUUCACCAGAUUCCAAAUCCGCUCAGACAGAGGUUGGAGGAAUACUUCCAACAUGCCUGGACUUAUACUAACGGUAUCGACAUGAACAUGGUGCUGAAGGGAUUUCCAGAAUGUCUUCAAGCAGACAUAUGCCUUCACCUCAAUAGACAGCUUUUGGAAAAUACUCCUCCAUUUAAAGAUGCAAGCCCCGGAUGUCUGCGGGCACUCUCUAUGAAGUUUAAAACUACUCAUGCGCCACCUGGUGACACUUUGGUACAUCGUGGGGAUGUUCUUACUGCUCUGUAUUUUAUUUCCAGAGGAACAAUAGAAAUUUUAAAAGAUGGCAUAGUGAUGGCAAUAUUAGGGAAAGGUGAUGUGUUUGGAGAAAACCCAUGUUUGCACCAGACAGUGGGAAAGUCCAGCUGUAACGUCCGUGCCUUGACUUACUGUGACCUCCACAAGAUUCUCCGGGAAGACCUUCUGGACGUACUGGAACUUUAUCCAGAGUUCUAUGAAACUUUUACCGGAAACUUGGAAAUAACCUUCAAUCUCCGGGACGAAUAUCAGGCAGCGCUUGACCCAGAAUUUUUUCGCGGGAAAUCUGCUUAUGGUCAAAUAAUCUCUCCUGAAGAAGUGGAAGACCCCCGUGCUACAGCAUAUCAAUAUCCCAGACCUAGACGGCGGAGGCAGUCAACUUUACGUCACACCUCGGACGGUAUCAUGGGUCUGAUUGAAGAAGAUGAUGAUAGGGGAUAUAGUGGGACGGGAAUCUUGGAGUUUUCGCCAAAUAUGGCAGGCAGAGACGUAACUCCCGCAAACUUAGAAUUUAAUGACAGGUCUGAUAAGCGGUAUGGUACAAUUCAUUCCAUUGCUGCAGGUGCUCUUUCUAGCGUUACCAACCUGACUAGUGCGGUGUUUGGAGGAGCUUCAGCAGUUCCAGUAUCCCGGUCUCGUUCAUCGAGUCCUGUUGCAAGGAUGGAAGAAGGAAAAGGAAAUGUAAAAUCCCUUCGGCCAGGAUCCAAGGUUGGCUCAGUGGAUGAAACUGAGAAAGAUAAGGUUCCUCAUGUUGAUCUGACAGAACCAAUUUUCCAAGGUGUUCCUCCCUCUUCUGUUAAAAAGUCUGUCUCCAUGCCUCUUGCUGAUGCUCCUCGAUCUCCUCUUUCAACUAGUGCCACUGCACCACCUAUAUUACCCCCCACAACAGACCAACCCAUAAGGUGUACGUCUGGGCCCGGCCAGGUGACCUCGGACUGCACUUAUGUUACCACCCGAGCGCCAAGUAGUUCCAGUUUAACCAUUCCUAUGUCAUCCUCGUUCCCAUGUAAUCAUCUAUCCCCUGCUGAUGAAACAUCCAAAUCACACCCUUCUCAUCCAGAUCGGUCAGAAUUCACCGUCCUGGAAGCAAGAAUAGACACGCUUAGCAGGAAGGUCCAAACUCUUGAGACACGUGUUACUACCGAUUUACAGACAAUAAUGCACAUGUUGUCAAAGCUUGUCCAGCCUGACAACCUUCCUUCCUCUUCAUUAUCAGUAGAGGGCGAUGCUGUUCGGCCUGUUGCCGAGGUGGUGCCCUCUCACUCGCAGUUUCGACCAAGUUUAUUACAAAGUCGUCUAGAUAGGGUAAGAUGUAGACCUUAUAGAAGAGCCAUCAGUUUACACACCCCUUCACCUGCAGAGGAAAAAAGGCUUAAGCCAUCUUCUCAUAGCUUGGAUCUAGGGAGGUCACUUGAAGAACCGUUAUUGGAGGAUGAACCACAGAUAACCUGUAUUGAUGAAUUAAAAGACGACUGUCUUGAAGUGUGUGUUACAGCAGCAGCUCCUAUGAAUGGAACAGAUCAGAGCACAUUACGGACCCAAACCCAGCUUGCCGACAUAGACCAGCAAACAAACGCCAUUCAAUCAUUUCAAAGUUCGAGAAGUCACAGUGAUAUUCAACUCGCAAAUCAAGAAGUCUGCUCGUUAACUCCCUAUGGUGGUGCUUUAUCUUCCCCUGAAAAAAAAGACCCCAAAAUCUCUAGUGAUGUUUGUAGCUCCAAGGAGGAUACUGGACGAUCAUCAGUGGUGCAAGCGCAAGGAAAGGACUCUAAAAUAUCAGAUGUGUAAAUAUGUAAAGUUUGUUUAGAAUCUGAUCUAUUUUUUUACCGGUCCAAAGUAUUAGCAGACGAGAUUUCUGAUGAUCAAGCUACUGUGUGUAUAUAUUCUGACAAAAAAUACUCAUGGCUCCAGGAGAAGAAGAAUUACCACCAAAAAGAAUCUGUUUUCCAAGUUCUUGUGUGGAGGACGCCGAUAAUGUUUCUUAACUAAAGACGUAGUCAGAUCGAGUGUUCGGCCAACGUUGUGUGUAUUCAUACAUUGGUCAUAUCAUGGUGCUGAAGAAAAUAGUGCAAGAAAUACUAAAACGAUUCUUGUCAACGUUACCCUCAGAGGAAUCAUAGCUUUAACAUAGUGUAUGAGACUGUUGCAAAAAAGAUAUAAUACUCACCCAGUAAAGCAAAUGUGUGACUGGCAAGUAACGAAUAGAAGUUAUGUAACUGCGCUACCCAGUCGCUGAGUUCAAUGUGUUGGAAUACAUUUCGACAGAUCAAGACAGCUAAUGAUAACAAGUAAUUUUUGAGCAAAUAAACAAUCCCAUCAUGAGUAACAUGUCUUAUCAGUUGCUGAAGAGAAAGCAAAACUAUUUAUUUUAUCCAUUCGCAUCUAAUUUGUAAUUUUAAAGCUGUGAUAAUACUUGGAAAUCAUCAUUAAAAUCAAGAUGGUUCAGUUGAUGCGAGAAUAAAUGAAAUAGAAAAUUUAAACUUGUGUUUUACUGGCGUGCACAAGGAACUCGUGAUCUACGUUUGUGUGACUGGAGUGGUGAAUAUUUCGGUUUUUAUUCAGUUGCUACAAAAGGAUCAUAACCACUUAUUUUACAGUAUUUUUUGCUAUGUUCUCAGGGAGUUGAACAAAAUUCAAAGAUAUAUAAAUCUAAGAUUAAUUUGUAUUUAUCCAAAAGAAAAUUGUGAUAAGUUAAACAUUUAAUGACUAAUUUUCAAUGUAACUGAUUUAAGAAUUCUUCUGAGUGAUAUGGACAAAAUAGAGAUUGUAAACUAUUUUGAAAAUAGAUAGAUGGAAAGUGGACUGUGGUCAACAAAAAGUUUUUUGGGGUGUCAUGUUGUGGUUACAAACCGUACAAUUUUAGUAUGAGCUGACUUAUUGAAAGUCUCUAGUCCAAACUGUGCUCUGACUGCUCUAAAGAUAUAUUAAGUCAACCAGGCUUCGUUUGGGAACAAAAAGAGUUUGUGUGUGUUUAAUUCUGAAGUAUACUGCCCUUUUUCCCAUGGUGGUGAGAAAGGAAAGUUUGAAAGAACUGAUCGAAUCGUACUUACCGAAAUAAGCUGUGAUUUAAUUCAAACAAGUCCAUAUUUCUAAACUAUCUUCUAUUUCUCAUAAUGUCUAACUCCUUUCCACUUCUUUCUAUAUUUAGCACCAAACGUUUAAGAACUUUGCCAGCUUAUUGUUUGUGAAGGACGUCAUACUACAAUGAUUAGUUGUGCGAGUUUUGACGUGUACACUCUUGACUUUCUUUCAGUUAAUCUAUAUAAUAAAAACAAUGUAGCUUUUAAUAUUGCUGAUAUAUCGCCGGAAAAUGAUAGUGGUUAGAGACUGUCAGAUGAAAAAAAUUCUUUUGAUUAACAUAUCAUUGGUAGAUGUAAAGGCUACGUAUAUUCUCUGUAGUAACUGUGCACUAUGAAUAUUAACUGCCUUACCUCUACACCAGUCCAUCCUUUACACUGGUAUGAACAAUAAAGUGUACCCAUCUUAGAACACAAAAUUAAUUUGAAAAAAAAAACCUGAGUUAUACGGAAUAUGUGUAUAUUAAAGGAUUGUUAUCAAUGGAUAACUAACGCUAAAAAAAGUACUACUUUGUAAGGAAGAACCUUUAUUUUUGUGAGGGAAAUGCUUCGACAAGUGUGUUUAUGGAGUAAUUUUAUUUGUUUGAUAUUAAGAAAUGAUAGUCUAAUAGAGUGGUGUUAAAAACGCCAGAGAAAGUUCUGAAAUUAUUUAACCCACUGGUCACGUGACAGGAUUUAUGUCAUACAAAUUUACAUUGCUAAUUACCAUUUUUAUUUAAUACUGCGAUUGCUUGGAGAAUUACCGUAAUUUUAUUUUUAUUGCCAAGCUAUCUUAGCUUAAAACUACCUUAAAAUAUACUUGAGCAUUUAUCAGUUAGACUUAGAUAAUAAAUUGCAAAAAGUACUUUACUCGAAAUUUUCAGACCAAAGUUCCUACAGUAAAUUUAGUCAGACAAUCAGUAGAUGGAUUUACAAAAGAAGUCAUUAGCUGAAUGUACUUAAAUUAUGUCAGGAUAAAUAUUUGUUCUCAGCAGACAACUUUUUUUUUCUUCGGAUUUUCGUACUUUUAGCAAACUAAUUUCAUCCCUUGUUACCGUAUGAAUCUCACCCAACUCUAGCAAUAAAGAGAUAACAAAUGAU